Molecule: messenger RNA, 1388 nt
Organism: Poeciliopsis prolifica (blackstripe livebearer)
Lineage: Eukaryota; Metazoa; Chordata; Actinopteri; Cyprinodontiformes; Poeciliidae
Exons: 2
Coding region: 1-840 (279 amino acids)
Source: RefSeq, a predicted model, not a curated record
AUGAAGUGGAGAUGCUGGCUGCUGACAGUGGCUACAGUGCUGCUCCUCUGUGCAGCUAGAGCUGACAUGGAAGACCUCCAAGCUGAGAAUCUUAAUCUUCUUUCCAUAGAUGAACACCAUAAGGUUUUGAACCGCAGGAUGAAAGUGUUGCCCAGAGACUGCUAUGAAAUGCUCAUGGCAUCUUCAGGAACAGCCAGAGACGGGGUCUACCUGAUCAAACCACAUGACUCCCGAGUUGUGGCCUAUUGUGCCAUGCAAGACGGAGGCUGGACCGUGGUUCAGCACAUCACUGUCAACAGCAGUGUGGAUUUUGAUCGCACCUGGGAUGAGUACAAGAAUGGCUUUGGAGAUGUCACAGGAGAUCACUGGCUUGGGAACGAGUACCUCUAUGAGCUCACUCGAGGCCCUGUCCGCUAUAAACUGGGAGUGAAACUCGUAGACAGAGAUGCUGUCACCAAGACUGGAGAGUAUGAUCCCUUUCAAGUUGAGGAUGAAUCAACAGGCUACAGGUUGAGGCUGGGGUUAUUCCAGGGCACAGCUGUGGAUGCUCUGACCCUAGACACAGAAAAUUACCUUCACGACAACCAGAAGUUUACGACGAAAGAUAGAGACAAUGAUAACUAUUUCCAAAAUUGUGCCAAGCUGGAGUUUCAAGGUGUGCCGGGAGGGGGUUGGUGGUAUGAUGCUUGUGCAGGUGCUAAUUUGAAUCGCAGGAAUGUUAUUUACUGGCAAAAGGACUGCAACAAGGAGAAACUGUGCAAGUAUGCAUGGAUGAUGGUGAGACCUUCAGAAACAGUUAAAGUGAUUCACAAUGUACACUGCAAGAAUGAUGAGCUCUAAAGACAUUCAGUCUUUUCUACAAAUUUGAGUCUAUAAGUAACAACACAGAUAGUGACAAAUGUGCCUUUGUUGAUAAUAGGCACUGACAUGAAUAUUUAUUUUCACAUUUUAUUAAGAAAUACCUUUAACAACAACAAAAUACUGUAAGUAACCAGAAUAUUUUCACAAACUUGAUGCACAGUAAAAAACAAAAGGACAAAAAAAAAAAAAAAACUUCUGUACAGUGUAGGCUUAACAUUUUUCUCUAGUUCACAUCCUUAUGUAUUGUCAGAGCAGAGGAUAUCAGAAAUUUACAAAAUUGUAGAAAAUUUAUUGUGUAAGAUAAUAGCUUAUACUUUAAGAAAAUAAACUCAGUCAAAAAAAUAUCCCCACAGUAUGUUGCAGUUUGGCCAGAAAAGCAGGAAAUAUAGGAUUUAGCAGCAUUUUGAAUAAAAAAGUUGUUUUUUGAUUCCAGUGAAAAACCUAAUCUUGAGGAUGACAGCAAUAAAAGUUGGUAUUCCCCAACCUCCCUCCUACUGUAAACAUUGACAAUAAAAGCAAGUCAUUUA